Salpingoeca rosetta is the source of this 2394-nucleotide messenger RNA. RefSeq lists its product as uncharacterized. NCBI's taxonomy places the organism in Eukaryota, Choanoflagellata, Craspedida, Salpingoecidae. The transcript is spliced from 7 exons. Gene Ontology annotation, cellular component: snRNA-activating protein complex. The record is from RefSeq and is a predicted model, not a curated record. Gene Ontology annotation, biological process: snRNA transcription by RNA polymerase II; snRNA transcription by RNA polymerase III. Bases 92 to 2107 code for a protein of 671 amino acids. Gene Ontology annotation, molecular function: RNA polymerase II cis-regulatory region sequence-specific DNA binding; RNA polymerase III type 3 promoter sequence-specific DNA binding; core promoter sequence-specific DNA binding.
UCCACAACCAGCAGCACAAGCACAACAACAGCGACAACAGAGCGAAGAAGGAAGCAACCAUUGAACAGACCAACUUCACAGUCGCCAAACCAUGACAUCGUGUGGGUCUGGGACUGGCGUGUGUGUUGAUGCGCUGGUGGUGUCUGUGGCACCGCACACGAGGUCCCAGCUGCUGGUUCCAGCGCGUAUUCGGGCGAAAUUCGACGCAUGUGGCCUGGCGUCCGUUGUGGCCCGCGCUAAGGCGGUCGCGACGACUCAAGAUGCGUUUCCGCAGGAGCAGCAGGCGUCAGCGCGCAGCAGCGCAGAUGAUGGCGGCGUCAGAGACACGAGCGAAGCAGCGCCGCACAGCAGAGGGCAUGGCGGGGUGCCACCUCGUUCACUGCAACGACAGGAACAAUGCCGGCGCCCACGAGAACAGGUGGAGGAACAAGAAGGGCAACAACGGCGCGCAGAAGAACAGCAACUUCAAACAGCACAUCCAACCCAGCAGCCGGCACAGACAGCGGAGCAGGCAGUAAUGCAGCCAUCCCCGCCAUCCAUUCAACCCACACAGCAGCAGCAAACGCAGCCACAUUUGUUCACGCCUACGCCACAACCCGAGCCAAUGCUGCAACCACAGCAACCACCACCACCACCACCACAGCAGCAGCAGCAGCAGCAGCAACAGCAGCAGCAUGAAGCAGUACAACAGUCCUCGAACACAACCCAGGCGAGAGCGCCUUCGCUGCAACACGGGCGGGCUUCUCUGUUGUUUACGGCUGUGCCAACCUUGUAUCCGGCAGUACAGAGGAUCAACCGCUCUUCCCCCACUGAGGCGGCCCAAACAGCCCAGCAAGUGGAGCCCCGCCCAGGUGCUGUUGGCAGAGAUGGCCCGCCUGUGCAUGCAGGCAAGCGCCGCCAACCCUCAACGGCCUCAUUAGCUCCCAAGCGCGCGAACCUGCGCCGGCGUGAUGGCGUCGCCAGUCCUCGUGAAGACGAUUUGGAUGGUGACGAUGGUGGUGGUGAUGAGGAUCGCGAUGGUGAUGAUCCUCCUGCUGCUGCUGAUAAUGAUGAUCAAGAAGAAGAAGAAGAAGAUGAUGAUGAUGAUGGUAGUGGUGAUGGUGAUGAUCGUGACAACAGCGACGGUGUUGGCGAGGGACACGGCGAAGAAAGUGCUGCGGAGCAGCGUGGUGCGGGCCAAGUGGCGACAACAGGUGCUCAUGCACACGCAGGAUCUGCUUCCAGCACGCGCCAUGCCACCAAGCGGCCGGUUGUUGCCAAGCUGGAUGACUCACUUCUUCGGUGUGAAGGCGUUCCAGUUGGCUUUGAGGAUGAGUUGUUUGUGUACAACUUGCCAGACACGAUUGAUUUGCACGUUGUUCAGCAUGCCCUGGCUCAUCCUCCCAAUCGAAUUCGCCAGCCCACCAGCGUCGGUCGCAUCGAGCGCUUCGUGUCGCCAUCGCCAUCAUCAUCAUCGUCACCAUCAUCGUCAUCAGCGUAUGCGCUGAGGCCGUCAGAGCUGCUCAUCACGUUUGCCAUCUUCCACCCAAAGCGCAACUACUUGCAACAAUUGCUUGUAUUCACUGGCAAUCAAACCCUCGCCGACCUCAGCAAUGCCAUUGACUGCUGGACCUCUCGCGUUCCGGACACCCCAGCCAUUACGCAGCACGCUUUUUUCUAUAUCGAAGGCACCUUCUUCAACGCGAGCGCUGGCGCCAGCGAUCACAUGCGUGAGUGGGCAAGGGCGAAGGUUUCGCGCCAAAUCACCGCUGUCAGCGACUUUUCACACGUUCUGUUGCAGGACAUCAGACUUCGGCUGUUUGCGUCGUAUGCAUAUGUGCACUGCGUGUCGUGUGAACAUCGCAUUGUCGUGUCGCAGAUUCGCAUGCGCAGCGAUGCAGAUCCGAACGACAUACGCUGCUAUCCAUUGACAAAGUUUCAACGACGCGCGCGGAUUCGCAAAUGUGCCAUAUGCCACAUCUUUCCUGCGACGCGUGUGCUUGAGGACGAUCCAAUGGCACCAGACUCGCCCUGCCUCUUCUGCGAGCAGUGCUUCGCCUCUGCCCACCAGGGCGAUAACCAACUUGCUGCUCGUCGUGUUGCGUUGCCAUACUGGCACGACCCAUAGUACCAAGCGUCAACACCAGCGACAACAGCAGCAACAACUCAGCUGACAUUAAACCCCUUAUGUUAUUUGCCUCUCUCUUGCACCGGCUUCACAAGAGGGUGCGCCUCAAUCUUAUGUAGUCGACAUUGUAAUGCAAUUUAAUUGUAACACACCAUCGUCGCUGUCGCGAUACCCAACUACUCGCACUUUUUCUUCUGCUUUGGGAUGCUUGCGCGACUGCCCGAGCUUAAAGCUAUUGCCUACAAGUUUUAUUGCGACGAGCGAAACGAGCGUCUCAGCCAACAUUC